AACAACCUUGGGUAUUAACAGCAUUGGUAUUUAAUUGCAGGUACGACCCUUCAGGUUUGGGAGAGUCAGAGGGAAUAACUAAAGUGGAGACCAGAUUUUCCAUAUGGCUUGAAGAUGCAAAGGAAAUGCUUCUCAGUGUAGCAGAAGGUCCACAGAUUGUUGUUUGUUCUUCUAUGGGCUGCUGGAUCACCUCUCACUUGAUACAGAUGCACCCAGAGAAGUUUGCUGGCAUCCUCAUGUUGGCACCGGCCAUCAACUUCCACAGCCGCUAUGACAAGGUGUUGCGUGCUCAACUAACCCCAAAGUUGCUGCAGAAAUACGAAGAGGGUGGAGUGGUGCCUUUGUAUGCCCCAGACUAUGGGGAAUUCCCUCUCACUAAAGCCCAUUUUCAAGAUAUGGAGAAAUUUGCUUUAACAAGAGACCCUGAACAAAUUCCUUUCCCAGUUCCUUUAAGAAUUAUUCAUGGGGUAAAGGACAAAGAUGUGCCGUACACAGAAUCCUUGCCACUCAUGCACUCCUUCAAGACUGAGGAUGUGCACCUUACCUUCCUCAAGCAUGCUGGCCACACUCUUGUUGAUAAGCUGAGCCUGGAGGUGAUCUACGAUGCCAUCCUUAAGUUAGCAGCUGAGGUGCAUCAGAGGAGCACGCAAUGAUGGAAGUACUCUUAGAUGUCGGGAUAGAUUAUAUUCUCCAGCAGAGUUGGAGAGAGGAACUUGUGAGUGUUGGUGUAGAUGCUCACAGCUUAUCAAGCAAAGGGGAAUUGCUGUAGUUUGUGGUGAAGAUUGAUAUGCCAUUGUCCAUCUCUUCCUCCAUUCAGCCUAAUACCCAUUGGGUUUUCAACUUGUACUUUAAACACUUGGAAAUAGUUUUUUUUUUUUUUUUUUUUUUUUCAUUAAAAAAAAAAAUGUGAUUUCAGAUUCUAGUCAGCUUUCUACUUGUAUUUUUGUUUAAACACAAAGAAUAUGUCACUCCAACUCCAUUUUCCUUCAUUCAAUCUGAUUUCAGAUCCUAUUAGUGCCAUUAACUUUAAUAUAUAUAUGGGUUAGUUACACUAAUUAACUCCAUCUAGAGUAAGUCUUUUAGGUUUUCGGAUUUUAUUCUACAUAGGAAGUUAGCAUUACUAUUUUCUUCCUUUUGGUAUAGGAAGUUAGCAUUACUAUUUUCUUCCCUUCAUAUUCUUUGAGGUUUUCAAACUUUUACUCAUGGAUAAGGAUAAUGGAUGGAUAUAGGUGCUUACAUUCUAUACCAAACGUGUUGUGUGUAGACCUAAUGGUUUCUGGCAGCUUCCCUGUGCUUGUCUAUUUUUUUAGAAAGGUGUGGAGUGGUGUGAAAAGAGUGCAUAGAUAUAGGUUACUUGGCGUGGAUGAAAAAAAUAGGUUGUAUGAGAGAACAGGGGUGAUGACAUUGAGAAGAGAUAAGAGGUAAUGGAAACAAAAUGUAUUAGGAAUAUGAUGAAAGUAUUUCAAAUGAAUAGGGUGAGAGAUGAGGAUCAGAGAGGUAUUGAAAGAGUAGAGCUACUUGAAUAGAGCAAGGAGUGUUACAGUGGUUUGUAGAAAUAGAAAGAAGAGCAAUUGGUGAACAAUUUUACUGAUUGAUUAUGAAAUAAGAAGAGUAAGGCCAAGAGCAAGACAAUGAAAGGGAUGGAAAGACAGUGAAAGUGUUGGAUGUAAGAAUGUCUGUUGUGAUAGGAAUAAAUGUAAAGCCAGACCACAACUAACAUGGAUGGAUAGUACUGUGAAUGGAUAAAUGGUGAACUUUGUGAACAUUGAUGGAAAUGUUUACUUGCACUUGGUAUAAUUAGCUGAUGAGAUCAGACGCAGGAAAAGGAAUAGAUCUGUUAUAUGGAUGGGCCCAAAAGUUUAGACACUAAUAUUACUACAGUGUCAUAAAUUUAUAUGCUAAAAUCAGUAGAAAAGAUACAGCAUUCAUUAAGUUCAUGGGAAUUUCAUAAAAUACAUCAAACAUUAAUCAAUAAUAAUGAGGAUAACGAUAUUAGUGAAUAAAAAUUAUAAAAGAAUUUAAUACAUUUCUAUCUAUGUGUCCAGAAUUUUGGGACACUGUGUAGCAAAGCAAGAAUAAGUUGUAUUUGCUUUAUCCUUAAUCUGUGAUAGUAUAAGAGUUUGUAUUUUUAAACAUCUGGGGCACCUAUAAGGAAUACCUUUAAGGGCCAAUAUAUUAGAGGACAGACAUUGAAACAUUUGAGACUUUGGACUCCAGUUGGUUGUUUAACUUAAUUUUGCACAGUAUAGUCAGUAAGGCUUGGUUGUUUUCCCUAAACUUGGGGUGUAAAAGAAAUGAGCCAAACAAGGAAUGUCAUUAGAAUUAGAUUUUAUUGUCUUUAUUAAGGGAGAAAUUAUGUGAA
Molecule: messenger RNA, 2362 nt
Organism: Portunus trituberculatus (swimming crab)
Lineage: Eukaryota; Metazoa; Arthropoda; Malacostraca; Decapoda; Portunidae
Product: palmitoyl-protein thioesterase ABHD10, mitochondrial-like
Exons: 3
Coding region: 126-653 (175 amino acids)
Molecular function (GO): hydrolase activity, hydrolyzing O-glycosyl compounds
Source: RefSeq, a predicted model, not a curated record